UGCUGGACAGCUUGGGUCCUAAGGGAGCCAAAGAGUGACCCUGGAAAUUCUGUCUUGGAUCUAGAUCUUUGAAGACACCCCUCAUGUUCUUUCCGAGUGUUCUCUUCUCUGGCCUGAACACUUCAGCUGUUCAACAAGACCAGAUACUAGCAGAUGGAUUCUCUUGGGAGAAAACUGGGUUUUCGGAUGAGCCCUUUCUGGAUCAAGUCAGACAUUUCCCCCGCUCCUUGCCAAUAGAUAAGCAAGAAGGAGGCAGUCCUGGAAAAAGAAAGCUAGGAGAUCUCAGAAGGGGAUAAGUCAGGUCCCUAAUUAAAAGCACAGAUAAAUGCCCGAUUAGACCACUCCAGGCUGCCAGGGCAGCAUAUUCUGAGGGCUAUCAGAAACGCUUUGUUGCUGCAAAGGUCUUGGAGAUCCCUGUUCUACAGAUUACCUGUGGCUCCUGGCCCUUCAGCACAAGGAAAGGAGAUAGCAAAGAGACGCCCUUUUCCGGUGUCCUGGGCUCGACAGGAUAAAAGGAGGCAGCACUCUGGGUGCUCAUCAGAACGCUGUCUAUCCAUCGGUGAUCGCUUUCUUCCAUCGCCAUCAACUCCGUCUUUCCCAGCAUGAGUCGGCAACUGAACAUCAAGUCUGGUGGUGACAAGGGUGGCUUCAGUGGGCGCUCGGCAGUAGUGCUGAGGAAGGCCGUGGGCAGUGCGGCUUCUUACCGCGCGGCUGGCAAAGGACCUGGGGCUGGCUUCGGCAGUCGGAGCCUCUACAGUCUCGGAGGGAAUCGGUGUAUUUCCCUCAAGAUGGCUGGUGGUGGUGUUCGGACUGGAGGUUACGGCUUUGGGCCUGGUUCUGGGUAUGGAGGGGGGCGGGCCACAGGCUUUGCUGGCAGCAUGUUCGGCAGUGUGGCCUCGGGGCCUGUGUGCCCAUCCAUGUGCCCACCCCGGGGCAUUUACCGGGUCACCGUCAACAAGAGCCUCCUGGCCCCCCUCAACGUGGAGCUGGACCCUGAGAUCCAGAGGGUGCGUGCUCAGGAGCGGGAGCAGAUCAAGGCUCUGAAUGACAAGUUUGCCUCCUUCAUCGAUAAGGUGCGGUUCCUGGAGCAGCAGAACCAGGUGCUGGAGACCAAGUGGGAGCUGUUGCAGCAGCUGGAUCUGAACAACUGCAGGAAGAACCUGGAGCCCAUCCUCGAGGGCUACAUCAGCAACCUGCGGAAGCAGCUGGAGACGCUGUCCGGGGACAGGGUGCGGCUGGACUCGGAGCUGAGGAGCGUGCGGGACCUGGUGGAGGACUACAAGAGGAGGUACGAGGUGGAGAUUAAUCGGCGCACAGCAGCUGAGAACGAUUUUGUAGUGCUCAAGAAGGAUGCAGAUGCAGCUUACACAGUGAAGGUGGAGCUCCAGGCCAAAGUGGAUUCUCUGGACAAAGACAUCGAGUUCCUCAAGUGUUUGUAUGAUGCGGAGGUGGCCCAGAUUCAGACUCAUGCCAGUGAAACCUCUGUCAUCCUAUCCAUGGACAACAACCGGGACCUGGACCUGGACAGCAUCAUUGCCAAGGUCCGAGCUCAGUAUGAGGAGAUUGCCCUGAAGAGCAAGGCCGAGGCUGAGGCGCUGUACCAGACCAAGAUCCAAGAGCUGCAGCUGGCAGCGGGCCGGCACGGUGAUGACCUCAAACACACCAAGAACGAGAUGUCAGAACUGAACCGGCUCAUCCAGAGGAUCCGGUGUGAGAUUGUGAAUGUAAAGAAGCAGUGCGCCAACCUGGAGACGGCCAUUGCCGAUGCCGAGCAGCGGGGCGACUGUGCCCUGAAGGACGCCCGGGCCAAGCUGGACGAGCUGGAGGCCGCCCUGCUCCAGGCCAAGGAGGAGCUGGCCCGGCUGCUGUGCGAGUACCAGGAGCUCCUGAGCCUGAAGCUGGCCCUGGACAUGGAGAUCGCCACCUACCGCGAGCUGCUGGAGGGCGAGGAGUGCAGGAUGUCUGGUGAGAAUCCAUCCUCCGUGAGCAUCUCCGUCAUCAGCAGCGGUGGAAGCAGCUACUACCACCCCAACUCUUCCGCCAGCGCUGACCCUGGGGCCAGCAGCGUGGCGGGCAGCUCUGGCAGCGCUCAGGCCGGGCAGACCAGGGCCAAAGGGGCAUGCGCGAGAGACCUCAAGGACUCCCAAGACCUCAAGGGCAAGAGCGCCUCUGCCAGCACCCCAGCCAGGAAAGCCACCCGAUGAGCCCCAAGGACCCACUCCCCCCAGCACCUGGGAGAAGAGAUGUCCUUGCCGCCACCCACCCUGGAGAUGCCUGCUGUCCCCCAUCCUCCCCCGCUGAGUCCUGGGACUGUCCGUAGUGCACUCAGCCACCGGUGCCUUGGCUCACCUCACUGUCCAGCUCUGACUCGCACCAUCACCUCUCUGUCUCCUCAGGUCCCGUGUGGACUCUGUGACUUCUUGUUUUCCCUGCUGCCUUCAGCUGGCAGGAGGCUUUGGGACACAGGCUAUAAUUACCUUCUUGGCCUUGGGAAGCUAUGGUCCUCCCCAGAGGGAUAGGAGAGGAGGGAGAGAGAGAGGGAGGGGAGGAGGAAUAGUCUUGUUCUGCACUUAGGCUGAGUCAGCAGCUGUCUGGGAAGUCCCCCUCCCCGCCCCAAUCCCAGCUUCAGGGGUGAGGAUGGGUGGUGAACAGUCAGCCAGGCUUUGCCUGUCCCCUCCGAAAGUUCUUUGUGGAAUGACCCCCUUAUUCGGAAGAAAAAGUGUAUGUGUUCAGACCAUCAGCUGUUCCCAUCGUCACAAAGCCAAAUGGCAGAGAACUGGGGUUUCCGGCCACCUUGUGUCACCCACCCACUCCUCGAUCACUGGUAAGAGCUAUGGCCCUAUGCUAAGCAGCGGCUACGUGCCAGGCUCCCUGCAUGUGUUGCCUCUCCUGUCAUUGGCACGAGGUGGGUGCAACUGGCAUCCUCAGGACGGUCCUCUGGGAGGCUGUAGUACCUGUCUCUGUCACCCACUAAGUGCCCGGGCCAGGAGUUGAGCCCAGGUCUGGCUGAUUCCACGGUCUAUAUUCUUUCCAUGGCAUAUCACUGCCUCUGUAACAAAGGGAAUUUUUUCAAACACUCGAUUCUUUCGGUGAAGGUAGUGUAUGUUGCCUUUUUGUCAAGGGCUGUGGGUAUGUGAUUUAUCUUUAGUCCUCUCACUACGGUCCUAUCCUGCCGUGCUUGUGAUUCUCAAUUUCUGUUGCUAUGAGCUGUGUUCAGUGAGGGGAGCUUGACCUGUCUCUGGUGGUACCGCCCAGCCCAGAAGUCAUGGCUCUUGAUGGAAACAUUCCUAAGAAUGGCAACACCCAGUCCCUCCUUUGCUUGAGUUAAAGACUUUGGAUCUCUGCUGUAUAUUCAAUAA
Molecule: messenger RNA, 3359 nt
Organism: Ailuropoda melanoleuca (giant panda)
Lineage: Eukaryota; Metazoa; Chordata; Mammalia; Carnivora; Ursidae
Gene: KRT74
Product: keratin 74
Exons: 9
Coding region: 603-2204 (533 amino acids)
Biological process (GO): intermediate filament organization; keratinization
Cellular component (GO): keratin filament
Molecular function (GO): structural constituent of skin epidermis
Source: RefSeq, a predicted model, not a curated record